This is a messenger RNA of Pelobates cultripes (western spadefoot toad), 1715 nucleotides long. Lineage: Eukaryota; Metazoa; Chordata; Amphibia; Anura; Pelobatidae. The record is from the annotation of a GenBank genome assembly.
AUGCUUGGGAGGGUUCGGCUUCGUUCCCAUUCCAUUCCCAUAUUCCCCUUGGGGGGAGGAGAGUCGAGGACCCGGUUACGGGAGCGUGUGUCUGGAGGCCGGGGAGUUAUGGAGGUGCGCUUACACCUUGAUCCAAAGGGACCGAUCACCUGGUCUCAGAGGAGACGUACCUGGAUUGGUGACUAUAGCAAUGCUUAAUUUAAGUUAAUAUGCCUGUGAAGCUACUCUCGUUAAAUGUUAAAAGUCUUAACACCCCCCCAAAAAGAUGCCUAAUGUUUAGGGAACUCAAACGCAUGAACCCGGGGGUUCCGGUUCCGGCUCUAGCCAAGAUGGCCGCGUGAGGAGAGAGCUCCGCUCCACCAGUCCCCAAUUGCACAAAAUACGCACAGACCGGCAAGCUUAAUGGGGCGCACUAAACGACCGGAGCACACCCAGACCCCUAAGAACUCACAACAGAGACCACUGGACGGUUUUUUACAGCCGCAAGCCGGAUCGAGCGGAAGCUCCACCAGCCCCAAAAUGGCGACGUCCCCCGCAUCGGAACAGGAGAUACCGGCGCUGAGCCGCAUUGAAAGCUCCCUGCGUGAUCUAACCGCCUCAGCAGUGACCAAAUCUGAUCUCCAGGCCAUCACCACCGCAAUCCAGGAAACCCUGCGCACCGAGAUAGCGGGGAUCCGUACAGAGCUCACUUCACAGGCGGGCCGCAUUACCGCAGUGGAGGAGGCGAGCGAGGCCCUUACAGCCCGCGUGGCAGCCACUGAUAUGGCUGUGGCUCGCCAGGGCGAGAUGCUACUAUCUGUGCGCCGACACCUGGAGGACGUGGACAACAGGGGCAGACGAUGCAACAUACGCGUCCGCGGAGUGCCAGAGGCAGAGGGACCGGAGGACGCAGUGGCAAUACUCACCGAACUCUUCUGCUCCCUCCUACAGCCAUCCCCGCCAACGGAGAUAGAAUUUGAGAGGGCGCAUAGGGCCCUGCGACCACGCACGGUAGAAGAAGGCCCGCGAGAUUUCAUCUGCUGCCUACACUCAUUCCCGGUGAAGAAUGCCAUAAUGCUGAAAGCCCGGGAGCGGCAGACCUGGCCCUUCCGAGGGGCUCAUGUCUCCCUUUACAAUGAUUUCUCCCCCAUGACAUUGGAAGCCAGACGGGCCCUACGCCCGGUCACAACCAUACUAAGAGACCAUAACAUAUCCUACAAAUGGGGAUUCCCCUUUGCUUUACAAGCCAGACACCAAAACCGAUGGCUCACCCUGAGAUGGCCUGAAGAAGUACCGCGCUUUAUGGGAGAAUUGGGCCUUCCCUCACCGCCGGUCCCUGAUUGGAUACUGGGGUCAUUAAACCCGCAACCAAGACUGCAGAGGGGACCUAGACAACGAGGUAUGAGAGCACCCCCUGUUCAGCGCACAGGAGGCCGAGGGGACCCGACAUCCCCAGAGGAAUAAAGUCAGCCACCCAAGUAUAUCCGUAAGCCGUCACGCACCACCUCCGAGACAAUCCGACCUUGCCAGCUCCCUCUAUCACCUACCGCCACGACUAGCCAGGGCUGGCCUGACCCCUACUGUUGAUGCCAGCUGCCCGCUACUGUUUCCCGGAUCCCAAGUUGAGCAGGUUUGACGUAUGACCCCACUCUCAGGUACUCUGGGUUAAAGUUUUGAGGCUUGGGAGGGGGGGAAAUGGGCACGGAAACAUGGGCGGGGGGCCUGAUCACCCCUGA